Molecule: messenger RNA, 7867 nt
Organism: Porites evermanni
Lineage: Eukaryota; Metazoa; Cnidaria; Anthozoa; Scleractinia; Poritidae
Source: the annotation of a GenBank genome assembly
UGGCGUCUUUGCGCGUCUGUAAUAUACCCGUGCAUACAGCAAUUAUCAAACUUCCUUAAAGCCAGAGUAGUCAUGGCAGAACCCAUACAGGACGUAUAAGUAGUACCCGAUAAAAACAACGAAAAGAAGUGUUUCAUCUGAAAUGGAAAUUUGCAGACUUUGAGUUAUGAGUGAAAACGAGGGGCAGAGAAAGGGGAAAACGAGUUUAAAACACUCUCCCCAGUAUCAAUCGUUGUUAUCAUACUCGGGCCAGACCUUUCGCUCGAAGAGCCGCGCGUACGCGUAUUGGUACGACCAACUUAAAACUUCGAAAGUUGGUUAUUUAAACGAAGUCUAACUUAGAGUGCGGUUUGAGGAAUCUUUGGACCUUCAGAUCUCUUCCUUACAGGGUUAAUUUAAGAAGAUAACCGCUUUUCUAGUCUACAACAUAUGCUUUGAUGAAACUGUUCACGACACAUGCUGUUUAGAUAAAAGCGUUGGGCAGACUGAAAAUGACUUAGAACGCGGUUUUUUUAAACACUGGUUAAACGCCGUUUAAAUAACCGGCCCAGAGUGUUUUGUGGUCUAGACAUUCAUUGAUACCAAUGGAGGCCCCAUUGACUGUAUUGAUUAUAUAUCGCAUAUAGAAAAAAGCUUAGAUAAUGCAGAAAAAAAAUCACUUAAGGGGUUUGUUUAUAUUUGACUCCUACACUGUUAUUGUGUAUUGUUCGGUGCCCAAAUGACAUGUACGUACAUGUAACAGAGAGAUUGAGCACUGCUCCUCAGCGCCCGCCUUCUUUUCUGUGUUUCUUGUACACCUUUUCUGACUUGGCUUUUAUACAUAAUAUUUGGCAUAAUUUUCGUCUUUUUUCCGAAAAAAGCGCUGUUAGCAUAAUUUGCACUUCUGGCUAGUUUUGCAGCACAAAAUUAUCGUUUAUUGAUCAUGCAACAAAUGAUCAGUACUACAGGCAAAUUUAAGUAACAAAAUCAAUUUUUUGUCUGCUUAUUGUCACAUUCAUGGGACCUGGGUCCCACGGGAAGUGACCCAGGACUUUUCCCAGGACUCUUUCCACAGGACACAACGCAUGCGCAUAACUAGCUCGGUUACCCAAAAUGGCGUCCGCGUGGAGGUUAUUAAUUGUUUCAGUGACUUUUAAUAGUUGUCAUACAAUGAAUUAUGCACUCUUAAAGUUUCUAGAUGUUAAUAGGGUAAAUUGCCAUAUACUUGUUUGUGACAUAGCUAUUGAGGUGUGUUUACCAAAUUUAAAGUAAAAAGUAGGAGCAUAAUUUCCGAAUUUUUUUAUAAAAUGAGCAUAAUUUACAAAAACUAACAUAAUUAUUGGUAUAAUUUUAGAAAUAUACGAGCACUGUUAGUAACAUCUUAAGCUACUUUUGCGAGCAAAAUCUAUCAAAGCCUAUUUCUGACCUUUCUGUGAUAUUUCCCAUAUUUCCCACUUGCAAAGAAACUAAAGGAGCUAUUUCAGUCCAAACUGUAUGUAUGUGUAAAUAAACAUUAGGUGCAGUUACAGGGGACACUCAGUUUACCGUGGUAAAUGACCCUUUUACCGUGAGGAAUUGGUGUAGUGCGUGUGACCGCACUAUCCCGAGAUAAAUUAACCAUGGGAAAUGUCCAAGGAUACGUCAAAAAGAAGACAGAAACCGCCCAUGACAUUUAACAAGGUAAAUAGCUGGGGUGUACCCAAGGCACAAGAACUCCAACAUGAAACUGCACAAAAACUGCAAUUGCGCGCGUUUGGCUUUAGCUUAUGACACCAAGAAAGUAAGAAUUAAAACAUUGACAAAAUAAACCAUGUUUCUGGAAGGAAAAAAAAACUAUAUUCGAUGACGGAGGCGGCUUAAACAUGUCCAAGGAAAACAAAAACUCAAUGGCUGCGUUCGAUGAGAAAUCUGGAUUGCAAUCCAACGCAAGAUCCGAAAACGGGUUUCAAAGCUAAGAUGUCUCUUCUUGGAUUUCCUUUCUUUCCCUCUUUUGGGAAAUCCGAAAAAGGAUUUGAAAAACUGUUCCUAAGAACAGCGGUCUGGCACGCGCACGCAUAAUUAGCAAAAAGAAGACCAAAAAAUAAGACAUUCACCGCCGUAGACAAAGACGGAAUCGACGAUUUUCACGAACACCUUAACAGACAGAACGCGAACAUCCAGUUCACCAAGAAGAUCGAAGAAAAUGGUAAGAUAGCUUUUCUAGACUGCUUGGUCACUCGCGACCAUAACAAACUAAAAACGACUAUUUACAGAAAAGCGACACAUACCGACCGAUUACUACCAGUCUUCCUACAACCCGACCUCUCACAAGGCUACAGUAACUACUAUCGGAACUUUGACGAGACGGGCGCAACUAGUUUGCUACUCACCUGACAGCUUACAAGACGAGACUGAUUAUCUUAACAACGUUUUUAGUAAGUACAAUUACAACACGGACUUUGUUAGACGGAACACUCACAGUAACACUGAUUCCAACACUCAGACCAACUCUGGCCCUGUUACGACAGCGACUAUCAGAGGCAUAUCACAGGCACCUCUGAAACUAUUGCACGUAUAUUACAACCUUAAAAUAUACGUGCUGCACACAAACCGAUAACCACUUUACGGCGACUGCUUACCAAUGUCAGUGACAAAGACAAAGCGGAGGAUAGACAGGGAGCAGUAUACAAGAUCAAAUGCUGCGACUGCCAGGCUUCUUACAUUGGUGAAACCGGCAGAAACCUAAGCACGCGACUGACCGAACACAAACGAGCGACGAUGGUGACGUGAACAAUCACAUUGCUGAGUACCAGUUACAGACGAAACAUCGAAUUGACAGGGACUCUGCGACAUGUAUAACGUAUUCUACAGACUACUAUCAACGUCUUACUUUAGAAAGCUGGUUUACUAACUUAGAAAAACGCCACUGAAUCGUAGCCAACAGUUACCAGCGCCGUACAAACGACUUAUUGACGAGAUCAAGCAAAACUAACCGCGAGAAAACGACUGGAGAACUGACAAUUUGACUCAGAAUAGACGACUGUUUAACUGUGACAACAGACGAAUCGAAACGCACCAAUUACUGAUUACGAGUCUUCAUAGCCAAUAACAUGACGGCUUAACUGAAAGACGACCAAUAACAUCGCAACGUAAUUGACCAAUCACACCAAUAACCAGAGUAUAAUACCAUCAACUGACGUGAUACAACUCACCUCGACUCUGAAGAUGACUACUGCACAGGUUGUCGAAACGUCAGUCACUGUCAACAACAACAGCAGUCCUAUUCACGACUACGUUCACCCGGACGAUCAAACUCAACGUACUUUUGAAAUGAAACCUGGGUUCGAACCGUUCACAAAAAGAAGACCACUGUUCACAAGAAUAGUUUUGCAAAUCCCCAAUCGAACGGUAAAAUGAAAUCCAUGAAAUCCGGAUUUGGAUUUCUGAAUUGAAAUCUACCAUGAGGACGGAUUUCUUAGAAGUGAAAUCCGUUUUCAAAAUCUAAAUCCGGAUUUCCCAAUCGAACGCAACCAAUAUAAUACAUGUAGUGACUUGCAAACGAACGCAACAACUCCCAACAUUGUUGGUUGCGUCUUUUUGCACGUAGCUUAACAAAUGAGUUGCCUUUCGAAAGAAGCAAAAAUGACUGAAUAAAUGAAUGAUAACUUUAUUUAUACACGGUUAAAAACAUCAGUCUAACAUAGAAAAUUAAUAAAAAAUUCUCAAAAACUGUUUUACAUAUUUGCCGUGUGGGAGUACUGAUCAGAAAACCAUCUAUGGGAACUUCUCUUAAAGAGACCUGAGGAAUUUGAUGUACGCAUUUCCUCAGGAAGAUUCUUCCAUAGAAAAGCGCCACUGUAACUGAAGCUAAGCUUCAGGUAAUCAGUUCUUGGUUUUGGGAGCAUUAAUUUUUUCUUCGCGUUGGGAAAAUAAUAAUUCGGUGUUCUUGGGGCAAACAAAUUACAGAGAUAAGCUGUGGCGAGAUUAUUAAUGCACUUGUACAUUAAAUUAGCCUUUUGUUUAGCCCUUCGAACCGAUAAAUUGUCCCAACCAAGCGAGUUAAGAAGAAAUCUGGAACUAGUAUUAUAGCUAGAUUUGGUGAUAACUCUGAUAGCACGAUUUUGAAGUUUUUGAAGUUUCUCACUAAGCUGUUGGGUCAAGCAAUCCCAUACAGCGCUGCAAAUAUCGAAGUGUGGCUCGAUAAGACGUUUGUAUAUGUUAAUUGCAGUGUGCAUUGAAACAAAUGGCCUGGCCCGCUUAAGAGCACCUAUACUAGAGGAUACUAUUUUAGAGAUUUCAUGAAUGAUACGAAAUGAAAUAUAUUUACGUGUUGUCUUCGGAGAGUGGGUAUGUGUAUUACUCGCAUAUCACUGAAGUAUGUGCUUCUGUUAUGAGAAUAGUUGUAUAAUGUCAUUCAACCAAAAAGGAACCGAUUUAUGCCCUUUAGGCUUGUUAUUUUCGCGUGGGUGUUUUGCUUCUUUAUGUUCUCUGUGUUAGUGUAUCGUUGAAACUUCGCUUUGCUAAACCGUGGAAAAAUUAGCACUGGAAAUGUUCUGCCUUUCUUAGUUUUCGUAAAAAACACUGCUAGAAUUUUAUCUUCCUCAAGGCAAUUUACUGCUCAGAAAAUUUAACUUCUACACACAAAAACGUACCAGUGACGCUCUUCGUUUUUAUUUCAUAGCAUGAUUCUAAAGUUAAAUUUGUAGCUCUAAAUGAGGUUUUUCACAUCUGCUGCGAAAAUAAAAAUUCCGCAAAACUAAUAGAAAAGGUUAACGUUGCUGUUAAACCCAGAAAAGGCGCAAGCUCUUCUGAAUGUACGGAUGUGUUGUGUUUAAAUUCAUCCUCUUUUUCAAACUCAUUAUCAUACCAAAAAACAAAGCAAUAGUAAGCAGACCUCUGAUUCAAUAUUAUUCCCGCCGUUUCACCGUGCUUGUAUGGCUAAAUUUCUUCACUUGGAGUUGGACAUCAAGACAACUGAAAUGUUCCCUGAAAAUAUGAUUUAUUCCUCUGUUGUGAGCUUAUCUUAAGCCACACGUGUUGCCGCUUUAACUACCGCCAGUGUCACUCCGUUAUCUAUAACCGGACGCCAAAGAUGAAAUGCGACAAAAUCUCGUCCUUGAAGGAAUUAAGUUACCAUUGGACCAUGGUCGGGUUCAAAUACUGCCUAUCGUAAUAAAGCAAAAGUGAAUAGAAUGCCUUAGCCACGAAGCGAAUAUUUUAAAAAAAAUGUUUCAUAAGGAGACGGCGACAACUGGCGACUAACUGCGCGAGAACGUCUUUCUCUAAUUUCUUGGCUAGGCAGAAACACAAAAGGUCUGAGCCAAAACACAAUAUCCCGUAAAACAUUUUGUAAAGAACGCAAACCAAAUGCGUUUAAAAGCAUCCGAUUCAUCGUUUAUAAACACACAGCGAAUUUAUCCAAGUCACGAAAUUAUUAACUUAUUUAGGCCGGAAACUCCUUACAACACCUGCCAACAGCAAAUCUCUUGCGGUGAAUGUGAAUCAAGCGAAUUUCAUUUAUCUUCAGUUUUCCUUUCGGUAGCAGCCUGUUGUUUUUGUCAGUAUCUUUAUGAUUUGAAGGCGUCGAGAAUAUUAAACCAAUGACAUCUAGAGGCUAAAAAAAGUUAAAAAUACAAAAUACCGCCUCCGCAAUGACGUAUAACAUAAAUGCGUUUGGAAUAACGUUAAACCCAUUAAGCGAAAAGACAUUGUUUAUUAAGAACUUUUCCAUAUAUAAACUGUAUAAGGACCGAAGCAGCCUUGAGCGAAAGCUGUAGCACGAAAAACACACGAUAAAUACCUAGAGGUUGAACUUCACAAGCGAAUGAAUAUUUUUGCCCUUCGAAAUAACGAAGCCAAUCAAAGGUUAGAGCUGCUCUGUCGAUUUUAAUCAUGUUCAAUUGUAUCCUAGUAUCAGGUACACGAAAUGUGCUAAGUAAACCUAAAUAUUCCAGGCGUUUUUGCAAUUUACACUGAGGAAAGUCUCCUUGAUAGUAUCAUAAAUUAACUAGCGUAAAUUAAUAAUAUAAUUUCAACGGAUUUGACCGUGACUGAAAACUCCUUCGUUGAUAUAAACUACUCAUGUUCGAAUAGUUUUUGAUAUUUAUUCCCUAUGGAUCGCUUAUCGAAAUAGAGAAACUAUAUUCAAGACAUUUUUGACAAUUAAAUCCUUUUAAAGAGUUGACACAAAAAUAAAGAUUUUUGGAAAUCAAGACCGCGAGUACAACGAAGAAAAUUUGAAAAUUUUUUACAUCCCGAAUUCGAUCAAGAAAGACUGUGAACGAUGAUUUUAGGUGAAGAUAAAAGUCGUUAAAAAACGAAAAUGAAAAUUAAAUGAGAUAAUAAAACCACAAAAACGACAAAAUGGAAAAUAUACAAAUUACAGGAACGAUAUUAGUUAAGAUCUCCAUGUUUUCGUACCUUUGAGUAUUCUUUUAUUUUUCAACUAGGCUGAAACAUUGUAGAUAUUUCUCAAUUAUUAAAAAAAAAACACGCACAGGUGUUAGUAAACGAAUAAAGAUAAAACAACGCUGACACAUUUGGUCGGCCUUUUUGCUUGCCGGACAGAAUCCUAAACUUACUGACUUUAAAAUGUCUAAUAAAAUACACAAGAUGCGGAGGAAGAGAGAAAGGUGCAAUUGUUCUUGUUAACUCGCGCCUCUGAAAGACAAUUAUUUCAACGUACACUGAAGAGAGCUCGCUUGCAUUUGUAUCUUUUUGUCAUACUUUACGUUAGCAGUGGUGAGACAGUGGAAUAAAACAAAUGCUACUUAUACCUAAAUCAAUUAUUCCAAAUUAUAAUUUGCCUGAAGGUAAAUAAAACCUUGGUUACAAAAUAAUCCAUCAGUACAAUUAUUUUUCAUUCUCGAGCAGAUUUUAAAACAAUCUGAUUUGUUGCAAGACAGGUUUGAUGUGGGUGGUAAAACGCGCAACAUCGCUAUUCAAAUUGUUUUGCAGCAGCAGUGCAAAACAAGUUGCACGUUUUUGCUGCCCGUUUUUUCUUACCUUUACUAAUUUGUUCGAAUUUUUUGUUGGACACAACGUUUGCAUCAGCUACUGAGUUUAGUGAAGAAUUAAAAAUCAGUAACUUGCUUAUUCUACGACUUACGUUUGUUUUUUUUUUUCUUCUCUAGUCUCAAUUCAAGGGGAAGAGCACAUUAAAACAAAGAUGGCAAAUACAAAACAGUUUCUUUCAGUACCCCUGACAAGAAAAUACGGCAGCAUGCCCUUGCUGGUUCCGCAGAAAUCGGUGAUAUCCCUGGAGUAUAAAGAAAAGGGAUCUAUUCCUCGCAGGGGCACUUUCGGCGGCUCCGAGGCUCUAAAGACAAGGAACAUAGAACAUGACGUCAAGGAAAUCCAGGAAGUACAACCAGUCACAAGAUUACCGGAAACCUUUAUAGCUAAACCUGUACAAAGUUCCAUAAGUUAUCGGCGAGAAAUUGCCUACCGAAGUCCGUUACUAGAGCGCAGGCAAAGUAUGGGAGCGAUGAAAACGCCAACUCUAGAAAAGAAGGCCCCUGGUACAAGCCAGCCGCGGCUACAGGAAAAUAAAAAGGUUAAGGAGAGCCGACAGUCAGAGCGGAUAAGUGAAACUUCAGCCCUUCACGAUAGACAUAAUGGUGUGAACGUAAUUAAUGUCAAGGCCAACACGAGAGUGCAGACUCAUGAACAAGGUAACGGUUUUUAUAAAAGACAAGAGACAAGGGGUGUCAAGUCUAAAAAGAAGCAGUUAUCAAGAAAGAAAGACAAUCCUGACGAGACAGCUAUAACAAGAAAAAAUGAUGGAAAAUCGUCCGAAGUAGUCUCCCUGGAAAGAGAAUCUCACUUUCAGGACUACAGGCAAAAAUGCGUUCAGUGGCUGAAAUCAUUACCGGACACUGAAAUGCCGCAGCCUACAACCUUACGCUAA